UACUACGAUUAGUUGCUAUAUAGAAGUUGAAAUGAAAUUUACUGCUUUGAUUUGUCUGCUCUGCGUGCUGUUCGGCAUGAGCCUGGCGCUUAAGGAUGAGCUAUGUGGCCAGCAACCUGCUGCUGAUGGCAAUGGAGUGCUGAAGUGUGCUGCUGCUUUUCCCAGCUGGAGCUAUCAUGUCUCUGAUAAUAGUUGCAAGGAAUUUUUAUAUGGCGGCUGCGGUGGCAAUGACAAUCGCUUUGGCAAUUUGGCCGAUUGUGAGACCAAGUGCAAGGAAUAAAAAUAUUUAAAUAUAAAAAAUGUUUUAAUAUAUUUCAAUGCUGUAGUUUGGCAUUCAAAUGCUUAUCAAUGCUGCAAUAUUUCACGCAUUAAAUUUAUAAAUAGCAACACGUGUGCAACUAAUAAACAAAGAAAUUGUUAUAUAAUAA
Molecule: messenger RNA, 428 nt
Organism: Drosophila busckii
Lineage: Eukaryota; Metazoa; Arthropoda; Insecta; Diptera; Drosophilidae
Product: male accessory gland serine protease inhibitor
Exons: 2
Coding region: 32-280 (82 amino acids)
Molecular function (GO): serine-type endopeptidase inhibitor activity
Source: RefSeq, a predicted model, not a curated record